AUGUCUCUCUUUUAUAAUGGUGAGGCAUCAAAGUAUCUUAGUCAGUUUUGUGCCAAGGAAUUACCACUACCUUCCACUACAAAUAUACUUCAACAUUUUGGAAUGAAAAUAGAAAUUACUAACCAAGAUUUAUUGCAUUCUUUUAUGGUCUAUUUGGUUCUUCCAAUAUUUUUGUUUAAUUUAAUGACAGUUUGGAUGGUUCCAUUUCUACUUAGAGUCUUUCCGAAUAAACGUCAGCAAACCUUACUUUUAUCAAAGGAUAAAAAGGUAUUUGAAUUGAAUCAAAGACUUAUCAGAGGAUUUCUUGCAUCCUCCAUCGCUAUCCACAGUGCAUAUUAUACAUUUUUCAGUAAAUCUGACCCAAUUCCAGGUGCAAACUAUAUUCUAGUUUCUUCGUCCUUCUUUCAUUUGUCAGAUACUAUUAUUCUCUACCUCUAUAGAAGUUCAGAUAAAACAAUGGUAGUUCAUCACCUUAUAGUUAUUAUACUUUCUUGGGUAUUAAUGAUUGUAAGAAAAUCCUUAUCAGUAGCUAUAGUAGCUAGUACAAAUGAUAUUCUAGUUCCUAUUAGCACAAUUCUCAGUUGGUUAUAUAGUUAUAAUUUACAAAAUACUUUUUUCAACUUAUUCUGUUCUGUUUUAUCAGUUUUAAUUUUAGUUUUCUAUAGAAUGCCAUCGAAUACAUAUCUUGCAUAUACAAUUAUUGGAAAAUCUGAUUAUUCAAUUUAUCCUGUUGCUUUGUUAUUGGCAGGUAUUGUGUUUUUGGAAAUCAAAUGGGCCCGUUCUUUAAUUAAAAUAUGUAUGAAGAAUUUCAAUGUAUUAUUAUAUUCCAAAAAAGUUAAAUAG
Heterostelium album PN500 is the source of this 843-nucleotide messenger RNA. RefSeq lists its product as uncharacterized. The coding region runs from base 1 to 843 and encodes 280 amino acids. The transcript is spliced from 3 exons. The record is from RefSeq and is a predicted model, not a curated record. Lineage: Eukaryota; Evosea; Eumycetozoa; Acytosteliales; Acytosteliaceae.